AUGUCGUCGUCAACACAACCACCCACUACCCUACAGAUAAUCCCUGCGGCACAACUCGCCUCCCACACCUUCAUUAAACCCACCAAGUGCAUAAACGAGGGCCACCAUGUACCUCACUUCCUCACAUCCAAAGCUUACACAGAUAUCGGCAAAUUCAUCCUCCAGCUGAAUCACUCUCUCUGUCCCCGAAACCAGCCCUCCUCACCUAUUCCACGAACGUUUCCCCUCGUACCAGGCUCCCCAUCAUCCACACCAUCCAUCCUAGCCCUUCAGCAACUGCUCUCUGAUAUUGAGGCCCUCGUGGAACAAGCGCCUCCUGAUCCAGGACCACGACGCUUCGGAAACAUCAGUUUUCGGAAAUGGUACGCACUAGUCGAGGCUCACCUCGAUUCAUUUCUAGAAAAGGGUAUGCUGGGUAAAGCAUUAGCCGUCAAAGGUGCAGAUGGGACCACAGCAAAGGAUGAAGUCAGUGCCUAUUUAAUGGGUGCUUUCGGAAGCGCACAGCGACUUGAUUACGGCACUGGACAUGAGUUGAGCUUUGUUGCGUUUGUGGGAUGUCUCUGGAAGUUGGGCUUCUUCAAGGACGGGAAAGAUGGCGAUAUCGAGAGAGAGAUUGUUUUAAACGUCAUUGAACCUUACCUCCGCGUCAUACGCACUCUCAUCCUAAAAUAUACCCUCGAGCCCGCUGGUUCGCAUGGUGUAUGGGGCCUCGAUGACCACUCCUUCAUCCCCUACAUCCUCGGGUCUGCCCAAUUUACUCGCCCCAUCACCAAUGACACCGACCCCAUGCCUCUAGAGGGAUCCGUCAAAGGCAGUCCUAAACCAGGAGAUGUGACCAAACCCACCGUCGUCGAGGAUCUUCGCCAGUCAAACAUGUACUUUUCCGCCAUUGGAUUCAUCAACGAUGUGAAAAAUGGCCCGUUUUGGGAGCACUCGCCAAUCUUGUUUGAUAUCUCGGGCAUCAGAGAUGGGUGGGGCAAGAUCAACAAGGGCAUGGUUAAAAUGUUCAAUGCCGAAGUCCUGUCAAAGUUUCCGGUGGUGCAGCACUUCCCCUUCGGAUCUCUCUUUUCAUGGGAUACUGAUCCCAGUGCUCCCAUUCCAGCACAAAGUGUUCACAUGACGAACCAGCCCAUGAUGUCUGGGCCGGCGUCAACUGCCGCACCUCCACCGCCGUCUGCUUCUGGAACAGCUGCCCCAUGGGCACAAGCGACCAGGAUGCCGCCGCCUCCCGGACCCGGAAUUCCGUACUCGAGAAUGCCUCCAGGUCCCUCCAGUGGCUCAUUGGCCUCGAGACAAUCCCGAGGUGAAGCUCCCGGUUCAGGGUCUACCGCAGCACAAAUCGCUGUCACAAAGGCACCAUGGGCACGUGAAUGA
Molecule: messenger RNA, 1374 nt
Organism: Pochonia chlamydosporia 170
Lineage: Eukaryota; Fungi; Ascomycota; Sordariomycetes; Hypocreales; Clavicipitaceae
Product: phosphotyrosyl phosphatase activator
Exons: 2
Coding region: 1-1374 (457 amino acids)
Biological process (GO): mitotic spindle organization
Cellular component (GO): protein phosphatase type 2A complex; cytoplasm; nucleus
Molecular function (GO): peptidyl-prolyl cis-trans isomerase activity; protein tyrosine phosphatase activator activity
Source: RefSeq, a predicted model, not a curated record